CCAAGUGGGAAGGUGGUAUUUACCACAUACAACUGGGAAGAAUCCAGUUGAACGGUCCUCCAACUCUGUCACAUAUUAAGAAAAUGGCCUUCAACUGUAUUUUGGGCUGUUAAAUGCAACAACAAAACAUUAUAACAAUCUAUUAAUGUUUUUUUGAACACUAUAAUUUGUUUGCUUGCAUGAUAGCUGUACUCUUAGUUAAUGUUGACGCAGCUUUUUUGCCAUUGGCCAAUCGACUUUUCUCAAUGAGUUCAAAGCAUGUGAAUGCCUCCAACUAAUAUUUACGACUUCACAACUGGGAAUUACCACCACCCCACUUGGUUAUGAAUGCAGCAUCAUACGUAGGAGCCACAUUAAGGUAUUUAGACCCAACUGAUUUUGGUCAGAAACCAUUUAGGGAUUUUUCAAGCCACUAGACACAGAAGUAGAACAUAAACUGAAUCACACUUUAGUUGUCUUAUCUUGCUCAUUUUGUGUUGACGGUGAGACGAGAUAGCGAGGACAAACUCUUGCAGAUUGUUCUACCAGGAUGAGAUCCAUUGUGUCUUUCUACUUCUGCUACCUGCUGUGCCUGUGCCUGGGGAUCGCCUGUGUGGUGUUUGUGUCCAUCUGGAACUCCCAGUGGCGUGGUGGCUUUGCCUGGGAUGGCUCGGCUCUUCAGUUUAACUGGCACCCUGUCCUGAUGGUCACAGGUCUGGUCGUGCUCUACGGCAAUGGAGCGGUGUUGUACCGCAUUCCCCUCACAUGGGGGCAGAAUAAGCUGCCCUGGAAACUGCUGCAUGCUGGUGUCAUGCUCCUGGCCCUGCUCUGCUCCAUCCUUGGCCUCUGUGCUGUGUUUGACUUCCACCACACCAACAGCACUCCCAACCUCUACUCCUUGCACAGCUGGAUUGGCAUUUGCACUACAGCACUCUUCACCACUCAGUGGGUGAUGGGCCUUGCUGGCUUCCUCCUACCCUGGUCACCCAUGUCAUUCCGCAAGCUGCUUAAGCCUGCCCAUGUGUGGAUGGGAGGCUGCAUACUGAUACUCAGCAUUGUAUCCUGCAUUUCAGGGAUCAACGAGAAGCUCUUCUUUGCACUGAAAGGAACCACCAAUGGAACAAUGCCAUAUGGCAACCUGCCACCUGAGGCAUUGGUCGCCAACUCAUUAGGAGUCUUGAUUGUAGCCUUUGGAUUGGUCGUCCUGAAGAUUCUGUCCAAUCAGAAAUGGCAGCGACCAGAGCCUCAAAGUGAAGACCUGGGCUACAGUCCACUGCUUCAAGACGACAGCUAAUAGAAGAGAUGAGGAGGCUUCAAACCCGCUCUCAGCCGCUAACCAUACUACGCAAGCUAUCCAGAAAUGUUAUCUGCCCCUGCUGGGUCCAAAGUUGCCUUAAGCAAAUAAUGAGAUGUUGAAUGUCCUAGGACCAGGGCCAAACCUGGGCAUAAGGGCCCCUGGCCACUUUGGGGUCUGAACUUACUGUUGAGAGUUAAUAUAGUAAAAUACACUAGGUACAAUUUUAAAAUGUGUUAUUGCAUCAGCAGUUUUUCUCUUAUAUCAGACACUGACAGUCACUGAAUUAGCCAAUGUCAGCUAAAAAUGUUUUGAUUGGUAAGUUAGUCUAGCCAGCUAUCUAAACAUUGUAGUAAUCAUGGCCAAAUUACUGACUCGGCACGCAGGGCACAUGCCAAGGGGCCAUGAACUCCAGGGCGCUUACUUUGAUUUUGUUAGUCAUUCUCACUCAGAUAUCAUAUUGAAGUGAUACUUCGGGAUUUCGGCAAUGAGGCCCUUUAUCUACUUAUCCAGAGUCAGAUGAACUUGUGGAUGCCAUUUUUAUGGUUCUGUGUCCAGUAUGAGGCAGGCUAGAGGUAGUUUCGCAAGCCAAUGCUAACUAGCGUUACCCAUAAACUUCCAGUUAUUGUGCUAUCUGCUGGCAUGCUAGCAGAUACCAAUAGACCUCCAGUCAUUGCGCUAACGCUAGUUAGACAUUGCAAUAGCGCUAGUUAGCAACUUCCUUCAAACCGCACACAGAGACAUUAAAAUGGUGUCAAGAAGUUAAUCUGACUCUGGGGAAGUUGAUAAAGGGCCUCGGUGUCCAAAUCCCAAAAUAUCCCUUUAACAUGACAUAAGUCAGGGCAAAAUGUGUAAAAUUGCUGAAAAUCAGCUGGUAAACUGCAAAUGUUUCUCUCUGUCCCAUGGCAAAAUGAGUAGAAUUGCAUGAAAUUUACUUUCAAACUUAAAAAUGUUUCUCUCCGCUGUCAAGAUGGGACCACGGUAAUCUUUUGGCUGCGAGGUGGAGCUCCCCCCAACCAAAUCUUGCUUAGGGCCCCCAAAAGACUAUUGCUGGCCCUGGUCAUGACAGUGUUGUAAGCAAUAGUAUGUGUCCCAUCAAGAUAUACGUUUUAUAAAUGUAUUAAAUUGUAGAUUUUCCAUCGCUGCCUUCUUUUUUUAUGAAUAAAAUCAUGAAUAAAGUCUGAUAUACUCAAAGAUAA
Molecule: messenger RNA, 2472 nt
Organism: Oncorhynchus tshawytscha (Chinook salmon)
Lineage: Eukaryota; Metazoa; Chordata; Actinopteri; Salmoniformes; Salmonidae
Product: lysosomal membrane ascorbate-dependent ferrireductase CYB561A3
Exons: 6
Coding region: 530-1273 (247 amino acids)
Cellular component (GO): lysosomal membrane
Molecular function (GO): oxidoreductase activity
Source: RefSeq, a predicted model, not a curated record